AUGAGUUUGGAGAAAUAUUUUUUUAGAGUACCCAAAACAAGUUUGGCGCCUCAAAAUCAAAAUCAACUACGCCGAGAUGAAAAUGUCAACCAAAUAGAAAUAUCAUCUCACUCUUCCCAAAGACAAGAAUUUGAUGUAAAUGAUUUAAAGGCUGAUCCGGCUGAAAGAACUCCAAUUUUGAAUUAUCAUCCAAACCUUCGUGAUGAGAUAAGGAGGGCAUAUAUCAUUAAAGGUCCUUGUCAACCUCAAAAUCAUCAGUUUCCUCAAACUAAUUCUUUUGGAACACCACGUCGUUUUGUUUAUACAUGGUUUGAUGAAUAUCGUGAUUGGUUGGAAUACAGUAUUAGUGCGGAUGCUGCUUAUUGUUUACCUUGUUAUUUGUUUCAAGGAGAAAACAUUAAUCAAGGUGGUGGUAAUGUAUUUUCGACUAAGGGAUUUACAAAUUGGCAUAGAAAAGAUAGCUUUGCUACACAUAUUGGUCUACCAAAUAGCGUUCAUAAUCAAUCCAAAAGAAAGUGUGAAGAUCUCAUGCGAGAACAACAAUCCAUUCAAGCCGCAUUUUACAAGUUGGAUGAUAAAAGUAAGCAUGAAUAUCGAAUUCGGUUAAACACUUCAAUCGAUGUGGUAAGACUUCUCUUGGAUCAAGGUUUUGCAUUCCGUGGUCAUGACGAGAGUGAAUCGUCAUUGAACAAGGGUAAUUUUCUUGAAGUUCUUUCUUGGUUAGCUGCUAGAUGUGAUGCAAUUAAACCUUUUGUGUUAGAAAAAGCUCCAAAAAAUAAUAAAAUGACUUCUCAUGACAUCCAAAAAGAUAUUGUGACUGCGUGUAAGAUUGAAACAGUUAAGGCAAUAAUAGAGGAUAUAAAUAGUGACUACUUUGCUUUAUUGGUUGAUGAAUCUAGAGAUGUGUCACGCAAAGAGCAAAUGGCUAUUUGUCUUAGAUAUGUUGACAAAAUGGGGUUUGUGAUGGAGGCAUUUAUUGGACUUGUUCACAUUAAAGAUACUAGUGCUUUAUCUCUAAAGAAAGCAAUUGUAGAUGUACUUGCUCACCAUUCUUUGACUUUAUCUAAUGUACGUGGGCAAUGUUACGAUGGGGCAAGUAAUAUGCAAGGUGAGCUAGGUGGUCUUAAAACGUUGAUUAGACAAGAAAGUAGAUCGGCUCAUUCUGUUCAUUGUUUUGCUCAUCAACUUCAAUUGACUCUUGUUGCGGUUUCUAAAAAGUGUGUUCAAGUAGGUGAACUUGUAUUAUUAAUUUCAAAUAUUUUGAAUGUGUUGGGAGCUUCUUUUAAACGCGUGGAUAAUUUUCGAGAAUCUCAAAAAAAGCAUCUCCAAAUGGCAUUGGAUAUGGGUGAACUAGAAACGGGUAGAGGGUUGAAUCAAGAACUUGGUCUUGUUAAAGCCGGUGAUACUCGUUGGGGAUCUCACUACAAGUCAUUUGGAAACUUUAUUAGUAGCUUUGACUCUAUUGUUGAUGUACUUGAUACUCUUGUUGAAAAUGCAAGUACUUUGGAAGAAAGAGCAAGCGCAUCGGGAUUUCUCAGAAGUUGUCAAAUGUUUGGAUAUUUUCUUGUUGCAUUUGAUGACAGAUGUUUUAGGAAUCACAAAUGA
This is a messenger RNA of Solanum verrucosum, 1605 nucleotides long. RefSeq lists its product as uncharacterized. Lineage: Eukaryota; Viridiplantae; Streptophyta; Magnoliopsida; Solanales; Solanaceae. The record is from RefSeq and is a predicted model, not a curated record. Bases 1 to 1605 code for a protein of 534 amino acids. The transcript has a single exon.